This is a messenger RNA of Diplodia corticola, 1665 nucleotides long. RefSeq names its product cytochrome p450. The transcript has 3 exons. Bases 1 to 1665 code for a protein of 554 amino acids. Gene Ontology annotation, molecular function: monooxygenase activity; heme binding; oxidoreductase activity, acting on paired donors, with incorporation or reduction of molecular oxygen. The record is from RefSeq and is a predicted model, not a curated record. NCBI's taxonomy places the organism in Eukaryota, Fungi, Ascomycota, Dothideomycetes, Botryosphaeriales, Botryosphaeriaceae.
AUGUUCCCGCAGAUCCUCGCCCUCGCGUGCCUCUCGGCGCUCGUCUACCGCCAUCUCCUCCAUCCGCUGCUACUGUCCCCGCUGCGCCGCAUACCCGCCCCGCACUGGUCGUGCCACGUCUGCCCGCUCUGGAUCUACGACCGCCGGCGCCGCGCACGCGAGCUCCGUAGCGUGCACGCCGCACACCAGGCCUUGGGCCCCGUCGUGCGACUCGCGCCCAACGAGGUAUCGAUCGCCAGCGUCCAGGGCGGGCUGAGUAGGGUGUAUGCGGGCGGCUGGGAAAAGGACGGGUGGUAUGAGUUCUUUGCGAAUUAUGGCAUCCAGCCGAUGUUCGCCACGACGGGGUCUAAGCCGCACUCGACACGAAAGCGCAUGCUCAGCAGCAUCUACUCAAAGUCCACCAUCCAGUCGUCACCGUCCCUGCGUGCCGCCACCGCCGUCAUCUUGCACGACCGCCUCCUCCCGUUGCUAGCUUCAUUGACCUCCAGCGACGACAACGAUGCCGGCAAGUCCUCGGCGCCCACCAGCAUCUACCCGCUGAUCAGCGGCCUGACCAUGGACUUCGUGACGUCGCACAUCUUCGGGCUCGCGUCUGGCACCAACUUCACGCAGGACGCCGAGGCGCGAGCGAAAUUCCUGCAUUGGUACAAGUGCCGCCACGGCUACUCGUUCUGGCCGCAGGAGUUCCCGCGCUUCACGAGCUGGGUGCAGAGGUGGUUGGGGUUGCGGCUAGUGCCUGCGUUCGUCGACCAGGCGAACCGGGACAUCGAGAGCAUGACGUGGCGCAUGUGCGAGAAGGCUGCGGCCGUUUUAGCGAAGGGUGCCGAGGAGAAGACGGGCCUGGCGGCGGCGGCGGCGGCGAAGCCGGAGGCGUACCCUGCCGUGUACAGCCAGCUCUACGCUGCGCUGGAGAAGAGUUUGGCGAAAGAAAAGGGACACGGCGCCGCUAGUUGCGAACUCUCCCAACAGCGUGUGCAGAUCGCCUCUGAAGUGCUUGACCAUCUCGCUGCCGGAUUUGACACUUCGGGAAUCACGUUGGUUUACCUCGCUCAUGAGCUGUCUCAGCGGCCCGAGCUACAGAAAGCUCUCCGGUCUGAACUUCGCAGCCUGUCCACGCCCAUUUUGGCCACGUCCGCGCCCGAGAUCCCCAGCGCAAAGGAGCUCGAUUCUCUGCCGCUGCUGCAAGCUGUGUUGCAGGAAACCCUACGCCUGCACGCUGCGAUUCCUGGAAUGCAGCCACGUACGUCGCCGGCCGACGCGUCGAUAGGCCCGCCAGGGCAUGAGUACGCCGGCUUGCCGGCGAAUGUGCGCGUGGCCAGCCAGGCAUGGACGCUGCACCGUAAUGAAGAGGUCUUUCCGGAUGCGGAGCAGUGGAAGCCCGAAAGGUGGUUGGAUGGAAGGGGUGGCUUGCUCACUCCAGACAGCGAGGACGGCGGUGAGGGAUACCGAGAGAUGAUGAGAUGGUUCUGGGCCUUUGGCAGCGGCGGAAGGAUGUGUAUUGGCAGUCAUUUGGCCAUCUACCAGAUGAAGUUCAUCAUCGCCGCAAUCUAUUCGAACUACGAAACUGCUAUCGUCAGCGACGAGGGUAUCCAGCAGUCUGAUGCAUAUACUGCGCCCCCAGUGUCCGAUGAGCCCCUGAUAGUAAGCUUCAGGCGUGCAGAGUGA